Molecule: messenger RNA, 1328 nt
Organism: Bradysia coprophila
Lineage: Eukaryota; Metazoa; Arthropoda; Insecta; Diptera; Sciaridae
Product: venom protease-like
Biological process (GO): proteolysis
Molecular function (GO): serine-type endopeptidase activity
Source: RefSeq, a predicted model, not a curated record
AUCAUCUCCAUCAACGUAACUGGUUUUUCAGUAAAUUAUUUGUACACACGAGUCGUUGUCUCACGUUUCAAUUAGCAUAGUCACUAGUCACUUUAGUUUUUGUUUGAUCUGCGUAAAAGGUUGACAUGGUUUUUAUUGGCCCAGCCAUUGUAUUGUUCCUUGGUGCAGUGCAGAAAUCUGCAUCAAAUCCACAAUCUGAAGAUUUUGUGUUCCCAUUGGAAAAUACAGACAAUUCCGUGGCAUGCACAUUCGAAAAUGGUACGGCCGGUCAAUGUGUUAAUUUAUCGCAAUGUCUGAACGCCCAUAACGAGUAUCAAUUGGGAAUCCAUCCAACGCUCUGUCGUUUCGACAAGAGAGAACCGGUUGUGUGUUGCAUGCAACAAAUGGUAAAUCAUUUUCUGAUUAUCGAUCCUCCUGUGCGGAUAACAACAGAUCAACCAAAGACUUCAGAUAAGUUAGUGAAACGAAGGAAAAGUGUUGCUCACUGUGAGGAUGUUUAUUCGUUAACAGUUCCAAUCAAAAGGAAACCGGGAGAGUUUCAAAUAGCAGUCGUUGGUGGUACUGUGACAUCAGACGGAGAAUUUCCGCACAUGGCAGCCCUGGGAUGGUUAGACCGUAACAAAAACAUCGAAUGGAAUUGUGGAGGCACACUAAUUAGUCUCCGUUUCGUUCUUACGGCUGCACAUUGUGUCAUAGGACGAACACCGCCCGACCUUAUAAGAGUCGGUGAAACUGACCUAAUCAACACAAACCUCGAUUCGUUGCCACAAGAUUUCGGGGUAGAGUCGAUAAUGGGACAUCCAGAUUACAAACCGGAUCAUCUGUAUAAUGACAUUGCACUAAUAAAAUUAGACAAAGACGCAACAAUUACUGCUAAAGUGAGGCCAGCUUGUCUGUGGCAAGAGAAUGCGAUUAAUUUUACCGACGUUACUGCAACAGGAUAUGGUCACACCGAAUUCGGUGGAAUGGCAGCUAACGAACUGUUGAAGGCCGAAUUGAAAUUAUUUAGCAACGAGGAAUGCGCUACAGCAUACAAAAACGAACGAUCAUUGACGAACGGAAUAGUCGACAGUCAAUUGUGUGCCGGUGAUUCCACGGGAAUGAAGGACACUUGUCAGGGGGAUUCUGGUGGGCCGAUAUCGGUUUCAACGAUGAACGGAAGGCAGAUUGUUUAUCACGUAGUCGGUGUUACAUCCUUUGGUUCAGCAUGUGCGACUACAGUGCCCGGUGUCUAUACAAAAGUUUCACACUAUUUGGAUUAUAUCGAAAAUAUUGUCUGGUGAUGACUUUGAUGUUGAGUCAUUGCGAUUAAAAGUGCAAAGCAAGAA